Halichondria panicea is the source of this 2836-nucleotide messenger RNA. Its product is annotated as glycogen phosphorylase, brain form-like. The transcript is spliced from 18 exons. Gene Ontology annotation, molecular function: glycogen phosphorylase activity; pyridoxal phosphate binding. Gene Ontology annotation, cellular component: cytoplasm. The record is from RefSeq and is a predicted model, not a curated record. Bases 99 to 2699 code for a protein of 866 amino acids. Gene Ontology annotation, biological process: glycogen catabolic process. Lineage: Eukaryota; Metazoa; Porifera; Demospongiae; Suberitida; Halichondriidae.
ACGCCCCCUACCUAAGGGCUGUACGGAAGUUCAGUUCCACCAGAGCUCUCGAGCAGCAGAAACUUUUUCAGUCUUUUUUCCAGCAGCAGGCAGCAGUAAUGGCUCAAGGUGACUCUUCUGGCUACAGGAAGAAGCAAAUCUCCAUGAGAAACAUUCCUCAGCUUGAGGACGUGAAUACUGUGAAACUGAGCUUCAAUCGACACCUCCAUCAAACACUGGUCAAGGAUCGCCAUGUUGCCACCAAGCAUGACUUCUACAUGGCUACUGCCCACACUGUACGGGACAAGCUAGUGGGCAACUGGAUCAGGACGCAGCAGCAUUACUACAAGGAGGAUCCAAAGCGUUGCUACUAUAUCUCCAUGGAGUACUAUAUGGGACGCUCUCUGACCAACGCCAUGGUGAACCUGGGAGUGGACUCAGAGAUGGAAGAGGCUCUGUAUGAGCUCGGCCUUAAUCUGGAGGAGUUGCAGGACCAGGAGGAGGACGCUGGUCUCGGUAACGGUGGUCUGGGACGUUUGGCUGCCUGCUUCGUGGACUCCAUGGCAACCCUUGCACUACCUGCCUAUGGGUACGGCCUACGUUACGAAUACGGAAUAUUCACCCAGGCCAUCAGAGAUGGGUAUCAGCAUGAACUUCCCGAUGACUGGCUCCGUUUUGGCAACUGUUGGGAGCUGCCUCGUCCAGAGUUCACCAUCCCCGUCCAUUUCUACGGCAGUGCUGAGUUGGAUGGAUGGCAGAACACACAGGUUGUGUUGGCCAUGGCCUAUGACUAUCCUAUCCCUGGCUACAGGAACACCACUGUCAACACACUGCGUCUGUGGUCUGCCAAGUCCCCCAACAACUUUGAGUUGGGAUACUUCAACCAUGGCGACUACAUCAAGGCUGUACUGGACCGUAACCUGGCAGAGAACAUUACCCGAGUGCUCUACCCCAAUGAUAACAUGAUGGAGGGCAAAGAGCUGCGACUGAAACAGGAGUACUUCCUCUGCUCGGCCACUCUACAGGACAUUGUUCGUCGCUACAAGACCUUCAAGUCACGCGAGGGAGGUCCCAGCAGAACCACCUUCGACCAGUUCCCAGAGAAAGCUGCCAUUCAACUCAACGACACCCACCAUGCACUGGCUAUACCAGAGCUAAUGCAUAUUCUCAUGGAUCUAGAAAAAGUUGGCUGGGAAGAGGCCUGGGACGUGUGCACCAAGACCUUUGCCUACACCAACCACACCCUAUUGCCUGAGGCCCUGGAGAGGUGGCCUGUGACCAUGCUCCAGAAAAUACUGCCCCGACAUCUGCAGAUCAUCUACGAGAUCAACGCCCGCCACCUUAAGGCUGUGACUGCCCGAUGGCCUGAUGACCUGGACCGUGUGCGGAGGAUGUCUCUAGUUGAGGAAGAGCCUGAGAAGAGGAUCAACAUGGCUCAUCUGGCCAUUGUUGGCUCUCACGCUAUCAACGGAGUGGCAGCCAUUCACUCUGGCAUCCUCACAAGAUCAGUGUUCAAGGAUUUCUUCGAGUAUUGUCCUGAGAAAUUCCAGAACAAGACCAAUGGCAUCACUCCUCGUCGCUGGCUGCGUCUCUGCAACCCAGGGCUAUCAGACACCAUCUCUGACGAGAUAGGAGAGGGUUGGGUGAUUGACCUCAUGAAGCUGAAAGACCUCCUACCACUGGCCACCAAGAGCAGCUUCCUAAGAUCCGUUCUCAAAGUCAAGAAGGACAACAAGUUGAAGCUGAAGGAGUACCUGUAUGAGAACACUGGGGUCACGGUGAAUGUGGACUCCAUGUUUGAUGUUCACGUGAAGAGAAUCCAUGAGUACAAGAGACAGCUGCUCAACGUCCUGCACAUGAUCACCCUCUACAAUCGCAUCAAGGCCAACCCUGGUGUGCCCAUGGUCCCCCGUACAAUCAUUGUGGGAGGCAAGGCUGCCCCAGGCUACUAUACUGCCAAGAAUAUCAUCAAACUCAUCAACUCAGUUGCUGAAGUUGUAAACAACGACAAAGAUGUUGGUGACUGCCUCAAGAUCAUUUUCCUAGAGAACUACCGAGUCUCACUGGCAGAGAAGGUCAUCCCAGCCACUGACCUCUCUGAGCAGAUCUCCACAGCUGGCACUGAGGCCUCAGGCACUGGAAACAUGAAAUUCCAGGCGAAUGGAGCACUGACCAUCGGCACUUUGGAUGGAGCCAACGUUGAAAUGAAGGAAGAGAUGGGAGCUGAAAACAUCUUCAUCUUUGGUAUGACAGUGGACGAGGUGGAGAAGCUACGCAGUGACGGGUACGUCCCUCGCAAAUACUACGAGGCAAACGCUGAGCUCAAGAAAGCCAUUGACCAGAUCCACGACGGUUUCUUCUCCCCCAACGAGCCCUCCCUCUUCCAUGACCUCACCAACCAUCUGCUCAACCAUGACACCUACUGUCUGCUGGCUGACUAUGAGGCGUACAUACAGUGCCAGGAGCGUGUCUCAGAGGCCUAUAAGGACCAGACAAAAUGGCUGACCAUGGUAGUGAGGAAUAUUGCUACUGUGGGCAAGUUCUCUAGUGACCGCACCAUCCAACAGUACGCCACUGAGAUAUGGGGGGCCACACCCUGCCCACCCCCCAAGGAGACCAAAACUGACGCUAAAAUGGCUCCUGUCAAGACUGCACCUGUCAAGGCUGCUAUUACCAAGCCUUUGGCCAAGUCUGUGUCCAAGCAGAAGGCAAAGGCUUAAACAAACUAACUGAAUCAGAUUUAAUUGUAGUGAAAAACAAAUCCAUUUAGUAGCGAGCCUGUCAACGAUUGUGUGCUAUAUUUAGUUGUGUGUAUUAUAUGCACAAAAACAAAUUAAUCUGUUUUGUUAAUUAGGAA